AUGACACUUGUAUGGAAUAAGCUUGCUCUCAAAGAAACAGAGGUGAGUCUUGCAAAGGUUUUGCGAUGCGGUCAAACAUUCAGAUGGAAGAGUAUAAAUAACGUAUGGUCUUUUGCCAUUCUGGAUAGAAUCGUCUUGCUAAAACAAGAUCAAGAUCAUAUUUACUACUCACAAGUAUUGGCGAAACUGGAAGUUGGCAGAGUUAAAGGAGACGUUUCACAAGCCACCCUUGGCUUUAUCCAAGACUACUUUGCGCUUGAUGUCAAGUUGACUGACUUGUAUCAGGAAUGGAAAUUGAAUCAUAAACCAUACAUCACUACAAAAGUCAAACAACAACAAUCACCAUUUGACCUAUUCAGCGGCAUACGUACCCUCAGGCAAGAUCCAUGGGAAUGUUUAAUCUCCUUCAUUUGUUCCUCAAACAACAAUGUCAAGCGAAUUCUGAAAAUGUGUGAUAAUUUAUGUAUACAAUUCGGCAACUACAUCAACGAUUACGAAGGAAUUCCAUUUUAUUCUUUCCCUACCCCACAACAACUAUCCUCUGACCCUUCAGUCGAGCUGAAGUUGAGAGAAUUGGGAUUUGGAUAUCGGGCAAAGUACAUUUAUCAAACGGCUUGUAAAUUUACCGAUGAUGACACAUACCCCCAUAUAAACCUAGCUCACUUGAUGCAACUACGUCAGUGUUCGUAUGAGGAAGCUCAUGAGUUUUUGCUACAGUUGACUGGUGUGGGGCCCAAAGUUGCCGAUUGUAUAUGUUUGAUGUCAUUGGAUAAAUCAAAUGUCGUCCCUAUUGACACGCAUGUUUACCAAAUUGCCGUACGUGAUUUCAAAUAUAGAGGCGGUGGAAAGCGAGAGAUGAAGACACUUAGUAAAGCCAUGCAUGAUGAUAUAAGACGGUUUUUCCAGGGUAUUUUUGGUGAUUAUGCUGGUUGGGCCCAGUCGGUGUUGUUUGCUGCUGAUUUAACUGAUUUGAACAAUGGGGUUAAUAUCGUUGAGACGAAGAAGGAAAAAGAGGUGUCUGGUAAGGAGAGUAAGGUGAAGAUAAAGACUGAAGAGGAAAUUAAGAUACUGAGUGCUGGUAGCAAGAGGACAAAAACGAUAAAGCUAGAAUCCAACAAUAAGAGGGUCAAAACCAUAAAAGCCGAUUUGACAACUGUUGUCAAAUCGUAA
Messenger RNA from Lodderomyces theae, 1170 nucleotides. It is a transcript of the gene OGG1, whose product is annotated as 8-oxoguanine glycosylase. Bases 1 to 1170 code for a protein of 389 amino acids. Gene Ontology annotation, biological process: base-excision repair; nucleotide-excision repair; base-excision repair, AP site formation. The record is from RefSeq and is a predicted model, not a curated record. Gene Ontology annotation, molecular function: damaged DNA binding; 8-oxo-7,8-dihydroguanine DNA N-glycosylase activity. Gene Ontology annotation, cellular component: nucleus. NCBI's taxonomy places the organism in Eukaryota, Fungi, Ascomycota, Pichiomycetes, Serinales, Debaryomycetaceae. The transcript has a single exon.